Sipha flava (yellow sugarcane aphid) is the source of this 774-nucleotide messenger RNA. RefSeq lists its product as uncharacterized. Lineage: Eukaryota; Metazoa; Arthropoda; Insecta; Hemiptera; Aphididae. Bases 154 to 480 code for a protein of 108 amino acids. The transcript has 2 exons. The record is from RefSeq and is a predicted model, not a curated record.
UCGAGUCAAGGAACCCGAGGCCAUUCGAGACGUGAACACGAGAACACCUAGUUCAUGCUCGUGCGUUAUCGCGUAUUCGUCGCUUUUUUUUUAUUGUGCUUUUUAACAUGUGUGACUGGUUCAAUGAAUUUACGUUAAAGUUUUUGAACCAAAAUGAACCCGUUAUAUGGGACCCGGGAAUUUGUACCGCAAAGAAAAAUGUUUGGAAGCCGCCACCCCGGACCGUUCAUGCGCGCAAGUUCGCUGUUCGAGCAGGUGUAUUUUAGUAUUAUUCUGCCUGUUACCCCCACGACAAGGGAGUAUUUAAAUACCGCUAUCCGCAACCUGCGGACCCGAUCUAGAGGCGAGAACCAGCGCCCCAAAACCACGUCUCGUUUCCGGAACGUGAUUUCGCUAGAUUACACCAACAUACAACAUAAUUUUAUAGAAUAUUUAUUAUUAACUUAUUGGCUAUACUCAAUGGUAUACCCGACUCGCUGAAUCGUAGCGAAGAAACGAGCACAAGCCCAUACAGCGGUGCUCACAGGGGCGGCCCCAGGGAGAGAGGCUAGGGCCGUGGCCCCCUCCCAAGCCCGUACCGUAUUUAUAAAAAAAUUUAUAUUGUUAACAAAACAUGCAUAUUAUAAUAUGUACUAUCAUACGACAAGCAUGUAGAUAGAGCCAUAGAGGUAUUACGGUUGAAAGGAUUUCCUUCACACUUAGGAAACUAAAAACCUGGCUUCGUUCAUUGAUGACUGAAGAUAGAAUAUCAGCAUUAUGUCUAAUUAAUGUAUA